CAACACCUACAGUCUCACAGAGAUGCGAAAAUGGAGAGCAGUGUUCAGAGGCGAGUGGAGGCUAUUUACCGUCACCUGUUACUGCCACGUGAACCCAUUUCUGUUCUUCAUCCGGUUUCAUUAAAGGGUGAGGAAGUGAAAAAUGGUGAGGCUGAAACUGUGGUCAUAGGGGGUAUGGUGUUGGACAUUCAUGCCACACCUUCAAUCCCUGCAAAUCCCAGAACCACCACUCCUGGCAAGGUUCGUUAUGCGUUAGGAGGUGUAGCAAGGAAUGUUGCAGACUGCAUGUCGAAGCUUGGAACAAAGCCUUUCAUGAUUAGUGCUGUGGGGCUUGAUAUGGCAGGAAAUUUGUUGUUGGAGCACUGGAAAUCUGCUGGGCUAUCUACAGACGGGAUUCGGAAGCAACAAGAUAUUGGGACUCCGGUUGUAUGCAACAUACUUGAUGUCAGUGGAGAGUUGGCGGCUGCUGUUGCAAGCGUGGAAGCUAUUGAAAAGUUUCUUACGCCUGAGUGGAUUAGGCAAUUCAAGUACAAUAUAUGUUCUGCUCCAAUAUUGAUGGUUGAUGCAAACCUGAAUCCUCCUGCUCUAGAAGCUUCUUGCCAAAUUGCCGCAGAAUCUAAUAUUCCAGUGUGGUUUGAGCCCGUAUCGGUUGCAAAAUCCAGAAGAAUUGCCUCGGUUGCCAAGUAUGUAAGUAUUGCUUCACCCAACGAAGAUGAACUUAUUGCCAUGGCAAAUGCUGUGUCUUGUGCAAAUGCAUUUCCUCCAAUCGAAAGGGGAAAUAAAUAUUCAACAGAAUCAUUGUUCCAAAAGCUAAAACCAGCAAUCUGGGCUUUGCUAGAAAAGGGUAUCAGAAUAGUUGUUGUGACCCUUGGUUCAGAUGGAGCCUUCUUAUGCUCUAGAGGAGGGCCAAGCUUUAUGAGAGCUGUUUUGGAGAGAAUCAAACCACAUGGUUCUAGCAGACAGUUCUAUCAGAUUGUGACAUCAAGCUGUCCUCCGCAUUGGUAUGGUGCUACAAAUUUGGAAAGGGAUUCUCAUCUUUUCGCUGUGCAUUUUCCCGCGCUUCCUGCGUCAGUGGUGAGGCUCACAGGGGCUGGUGAUUGCUUGGUCGGCGGAAUGCUUGCUUCUAUUUGUGCAGGUUUAAAUGUUAUGCAGAGUGUGGCGGUUGGAAUUGCGGCAGCCAAAGCUUCUGUUGAGGCAGAGACCAAUGUGCCGACUGCAUUUAAUUUGGCCAAUAUUGCAGAUGAUGCGAGGUCAGUGUACUCCAGUGGCAAAGUUGUAUUCAAUCAAUCGAUGUUGUAAAAGCAUCAUAAAGUAAUUUGACUCUGAAAUUACUAGCUAAACUGGUGCAUGUGUUAUUGAUCUGAUAGAAAUUUCGACUUGAACACCAUGUCAAUCUUUCUCUUUUUUGCCAAUAGUCUUUCUUAUCUUUGGUUGUUAAAUAUGUUGAGGCUGUCUCUGGAUUGAUCCUU
Molecule: messenger RNA, 1469 nt
Organism: Corylus avellana
Lineage: Eukaryota; Viridiplantae; Streptophyta; Magnoliopsida; Fagales; Betulaceae
Product: pfkB-like carbohydrate kinase family protein
Cellular component (GO): cytoplasm
Molecular function (GO): hydrolase activity, acting on glycosyl bonds; kinase activity; pseudouridylate synthase activity
Source: RefSeq, a predicted model, not a curated record